Messenger RNA from Talaromyces atroroseus, 1740 nucleotides. RefSeq lists its product as hypothetical. The coding region runs from base 1 to 1740 and encodes 579 amino acids. The record is from RefSeq and is a predicted model, not a curated record. Gene Ontology annotation, cellular component: membrane. The transcript has 2 exons. Gene Ontology annotation, molecular function: carbohydrate:proton symporter activity. Gene Ontology annotation, biological process: transmembrane transport; carbohydrate transport. Lineage: Eukaryota; Fungi; Ascomycota; Eurotiomycetes; Eurotiales; Trichocomaceae.
AUGCCUGCCUAUCUGUCCUCCAGUACAAAGGAGGCAAAGAACAGCCAGUCCUUGGUUGGCCGCCAAAAUGCCUCCAAGCCCCACGGUCUCCGUGGUAUGCUCAAGAAUCCUUAUGUAUUCUUGACCUGUGUGUUCGUGUCCCUGGGUUGUAUGAUGUACGGAUAUGACCAAGGUGUUAUGUCUCCUAUCCUGGUUAUGGAGAAUUUCAUGAACAAGUUCCCCGGCUUGAUGGGCUCGACCAUCCAGGGUUGGCUCGUUGCUGCUCUUGAGCUGGGUGCUUGGGCUGGUGCUCUCUUCAACGGUUGGUUGUCCGACGUGAUCUCGCGUAAAUACAGUAUGAUGGUUGCUGUGCUCGUCUUCACUCUCGGUACUGGUCUACAAUCUGGUGCCCAGUCACCCGCCUACUUCUUCGCCGGUCGUAUCAUCGGUGGUUUCGGUAUUGGUAUGUUCUCUAUGGUCAUUCCAUUGUACCAGGCCGAGAUUGCCCCUCCCGAGCUGCGUGGAUCUUUGGUCUCGCUACAGCAACUUUCCAUCACCAUCGGCACCACUGUCGCCUUCUGGCUUGACUUUGGCUUCUCCUACGUUGGCGGCAACAAGUGUAAGCCCGAGGGCAUCACCAACCCAUAUACUUCCACCGGAAGCUACAACUACGAGCAGAACCAUGGCCAUCCUUGCACUGGCCAGACUGAUGUUGCCUGGCGUGUGCCUUUGGCCUUGCAAUUGGUUCCUGCUUGGACCUUGUUCUUCGGAUUGUUCUUCUUCCCCUUCUCCCCCCGUUGGUUGAUGUUGAAGCAUCGCGAAGACGAGGCACGUACUGCUCUAAGCAAGCUUCGUCGGUUGGACCCGAACGACCCUCUCUUGAGCGCUGAACUAUUGGAAAUCAAGGCCGCCGUUAUGUUCGACGAGCAGACCACAGCCGAGCUGAUCGGCGAAGGUGGCAUCUUAGCCCCAUGGAAAGCCCUUUUCGCCCCCAACAUGUUCAAGCGUGUAUUCCUUGGAAGCGCGAUGAUGGUGUUCCAGCAGUUUACUGGUAUCAACGCUGUGCUUUACUAUGCGCCCCAAAUUUUUGAGAGUUUUGGUUUCUCUUCCACCACCACCGAGUUGCUUGCUACCGGUGUGACUGGUAUCCUGCAGGUAACCUUCACCCUGCCCGCUGUCUUGUACUUGGACAAGUUCGGUCGUAAGACCUUCCUGAUUGUCGGUGCUGCUGGUAUGUUCAUCUGCCACGUUAUCGUCGCCAGUGUCGAGGGUGUGUACGAGGACCAGUGGAACAAGGGCGAACAUCUUGCCGUUACACAAGGCUGGGUUGCCAUUGUUUUCAUCUGGCUGUUUGCCGUCAACUUCGCCUACUCCUGGGGCCCUGUCACAUGGGUGCUUGCACAAGAGAUUUUCCCAGCCAGUAUGCGAUCCCGUGGUGUAUCCAUUGUCGCCUCAACGAACUGGAUGUUCAACUUCGUUAUCGGUCUGACCACCAAGGACAUGCUUGGAUCCAUGAAAUACGGUACUUACAUCUUCUUCGCCAUAUUCUCAGCUGGCGGUGGUUUCUUUAUCUGGAAAUUCUUCCCUGAGACCAAGGACAAGACCCUCGAGGAACUCGACGUCUUCUUCGGUGGUGACAUGGGUAGCAUUGCAAGCAAGGACCGUGAGCGCAUGCAACGCAUUUAUGAGGAGCUGGGCUUGGCUAAUGCCAGUGAUAUCUCUGACUUGAAACUUGAGGAGAAGGCCAUUCACGAAGAGUAA